Penicillium roqueforti is the source of this 222-nucleotide messenger RNA. RefSeq lists its product as uncharacterized. Lineage: Eukaryota; Fungi; Ascomycota; Eurotiomycetes; Eurotiales; Aspergillaceae. The record is from RefSeq and is a predicted model, not a curated record. The transcript has 2 exons. The coding region runs from base 1 to 222 and encodes 73 amino acids.
AUGCUACCAGUCUCAGAGUCACAGUGCAAUGUUCAUGAAUCCAUGCCAUAUGCUAUCCGGUCGCACGGUGGUUUAACCGAACGAAGGACAUGGACAAGAUCGUCCAUAUUUGAGUCUGUUUGGGAUGAGUCGAACAUGACUAUGGCAUCAAUUCCGAACGACGAGUGCAAAUUUGUCAAUCAAAAUGUCCCGGACCAACCAAGGGGCUUGCUCGAUCUCUGA